AUGACGUCCACAAUAGGCAUCCCAAUCAAGCUUCUCAACGAGGCGCAGGGCCACAUUGUUACGCUGGAAAUCACCAACGGUCAGACGUAUCGUGGGAAACUGCUCGAUGCCGAGGACAACAUGAACGUCCAGCUCAAAGACAUAACGGUGACGGCUCGCGACGGCCGCGUAUCACACCUGGAACAGGUGUACAUCCGGGGCUCUCACGUGCGGUUCUUCAUCGUGCCCGAUAUGCUGCGCAACGCGCCCAUGUUUAGAAGCAGGAACUUGAGAGGACGGGGUGUCGGCCUGGCAAGGGGAAGGGCGACUGUCAGUCGUGCUAGAGCCGGCGGACGCCGAUAA
Messenger RNA from Metarhizium album ARSEF 1941, 342 nucleotides. RefSeq names its product small nuclear ribonucleoprotein Sm D3. The record is from RefSeq and is a predicted model, not a curated record. Gene Ontology annotation, molecular function: RNA binding. Lineage: Eukaryota; Fungi; Ascomycota; Sordariomycetes; Hypocreales; Clavicipitaceae. Bases 1 to 342 code for a protein of 113 amino acids. The transcript has 3 exons. Gene Ontology annotation, biological process: spliceosomal snRNP assembly; RNA processing. Gene Ontology annotation, cellular component: U4 snRNP; U5 snRNP; U2 snRNP.